Oncorhynchus gorbuscha (pink salmon) is the source of this 5230-nucleotide messenger RNA. RefSeq names its product paired box 7a (gene pax7a). The record is from RefSeq and is a predicted model, not a curated record. Lineage: Eukaryota; Metazoa; Chordata; Actinopteri; Salmoniformes; Salmonidae. Gene Ontology annotation, molecular function: RNA polymerase II cis-regulatory region sequence-specific DNA binding; DNA-binding transcription factor activity, RNA polymerase II-specific. The transcript has 9 exons. Gene Ontology annotation, biological process: regulation of transcription by RNA polymerase II; anatomical structure development. The coding region runs from base 423 to 1982 and encodes 519 amino acids.
CCUACAACGUGCGCCAAAGUUGGCCACUUACACUUUCAACCAGCAAGCAGACGUUAUCAAAACUAGCUGUUGACCACUAAGUAUAUCAAGGCAAAGAAUUAAAUAACCUUUUGUCCAUUUACACAUUUGAGUGCAAGGUGUUUCCCCUCCCUUUACACACCACAAACCUCCUCACUAUUGGGCUCUUCUUUUACCCCGGCAUCUCUGCAUGACUAACAUCAACAGUUUUUAUGUUGGAGGGGUUUUAGUAUUUACGAGUUUCUCUGUCUGGGACUACGAUUUAUAGUUCGAUUUUUUAAAAUCCUUUUGAGAGAAGACAUUUCGUUACAUCCUAUCCGCAAAUACCUACAUUUUCUUGUCUGGACUUUGCGCGAGUAAGAAUUUGGUACCAGUGCCCACUAGGUGUUUCUCCAGUAGCUAGAAUGGCUACUUUACCAGGAACAGUGCCUCGAAUGAUGCGCCCUGCGCCAGGCCAGAACUACCCCCGCACCGGAUUCCCUCUGGAAGGACAAUAUGCAGGACCUGAAUAUGUUUAUUGUGGAACAGUAUCAACCCCCCUUGGCCAAGGUCGGGUGAACCAGCUCGGUGGAGUGUUCAUCAACGGGAGGCCGCUGCCAAAUCAUAUCAGACACAAGAUAGUAGAGAUGGCACACCACGGCAUCCGACCCUGCGUAAUCUCGCGACAGCUACGAGUUUCCCAUGGUUGCGUCUCCAAAAUCCUCUGUCGGUACCAGGAGACCGGUUCGAUUCGUCCUGGGGCUAUAGGAGGCAGCAAGCCCAGGCAGGUAGCAACUCCGGACGUGGAGAAGCGGAUUGAAGAGUACAAGCGAGAAAACCCCGGGAUGUUCAGUUGGGAAAUUCGGGACAAGCUGCUGAAGGACGGGGUGUGCGACAGAAGCACUGUUCCUUCAGGUGAGGCUUCAUCUGUGAGUUCCAUCAGCCGAGUUCUGAGGGCGCGAUUCGGCAAGAAAGAUGACGACGACGAUAGUGAUAAGAAGGAUGAAGACGGGGAAAAGAAAACAAAGCAUAGCAUCGAUGGCAUUCUCGGUGAUAAAGGUAAUCGUACAGACGAGGGUUCAGACGUGGAGUCGGAGCCGGACCUUCCCUUGAAGAGGAAGCAGCGUCGCAGCCGCACCACCUUCACAGCCGAGCAGCUUGAGGAGCUGGAGAAGGCCUUUGAGAGGACACACUACCCAGACAUCUACACCAGGGAAGAGCUGGCCCAGAGGACCAAGCUCACUGAGGCCCGCGUACAGGUGUGGUUCAGCAACAGAAGGGCCAGAUGGCGCAAGCAGGCAGGAGCCAAUCAGCUGGCUGCCUUCAACCACCUGUUACCUGGAGGCUUCCCGCCCACGGGGAUGCCCAGUCUACCUACCUACCAGCUACCUGAGUCCUCGUACCCCGGCACUACACUGUCACAGGAUGGCAGCAGUACGUUGCAUCGGCCCCAGCCCCUGCCUCCGUCCUCAAUGCACCAGGGAGGACUCUCUGACGGCAGCUCCGCCUACGGCCUCUCGUCCAAUCGCCACAGCUUCUCCAGCUACUCAGACAGCUUCAUGAGCCAAUCAGCGGCCAGCAAUCACAUGAACCCGGUCAGCAACGGCCUCUCCCCACAGGUGAUGAGCAUCCUGAGUAACCCCAACGCGGUGCCCUCUCAGUCCCAGCAUGACUUCUCCAUCUCCCCCCUCCAUGGCAGCCUGGAGUCCUCCAACCCCAUCUCAGCCAGCUGCAGCCAGCGCUCUGACUCCAUCAAGGGGGUGGACAGCCUGGCUUCCUCCCAGUCCUACUGCCCCCCCACCUACAGCGCCACCAGCUACAGUGUGGACCCUGUCACUGCUGGAUACCAGUACAGCCAGUAUGGACAGACUGCAGUUGACUACCUGGCUAAGAACGUGAGUCUGUCCACCCAGAGGAGGAUGAAGCUGGGAGACCACUCUGCUGUCCUGGGACUGCUGCAGGUGGAGACGGGACAGGCCUACUGAAACACCCAGCCUCUGCCUGACUCCACCCAGUCUAAACUCAACACCCCCCUACAGUACAUACAUCACGCUACUGCUGCCGCCCACCCUGCAGCCCAUCCACUGCACCAGCACACAUUCUCUCUCUCCUCACCCAGCAGGCAGUCAGGCAGUCAGGCUGUGUAAACCUUGGCUCUGCCCCUCCCCUGUACCAUCCUCACCCCUGAUUGGCUCUGUCCAGACAUCCCAGAGACAUUGGCUCCAGCCAGCAUGGAGAACUGGCCCCUGGCUGCAGUCCAGUCCACACUCAGAGCCAUUUCCAAAUGUACAUUGACCUUGUUGUUUAUAGUAGUUCACUAAGCCAAUGUCAUUCAAAUGAUAAUCCCUCUUGUUUUAUAUCAAUAUUGUUUAUAUUAUUAUUGCUGUUAUGAUUAUGAUUCAUGUGAUUUUGUUUUUUAUUCUCUUCAUGGCUCUUUUUUCUGUCAGUGUGAUGCUAGCAGAUGACUGAGGUGAUACAGUGUAGUGUGGUGCAGAGUGUGUCUGUGUGUGUGUGUGGAUGUGUGCGUACGUUCAUGCGUGUGGCGGCCCAGUCAGAGAGAGAUGCUCCCACAUGAGAAAAUACUACAGUUUACUAUAGAAUAAUACAGUGCUUACUAUCAAAUUCUAUAGUAAAUUGUAGUAUCUUGUAGAAUACUAUACUACACACUGUAGUAUCCCUCGACCAUGUAUAGUACUUACUAUUGAAUGUUGUAGUAUACUGUAGAACCCCCCCCAGACACACACACAAAUCGUAAUUUGUGCCACCCAUAAAUGGAAACCUACAUGCCAAGUAUAGAAAACAUGUUUUGUCCCCUACAGGUUAUAGAAGGGAACAGACUCUCUGAACUACGGCUCAGACCCUAGAUCUACGUACCUACCUACAUACAAGGAGAAAGCUUCCACUUCUAAACUAUACAGUAUUCUACAGUUCCCAAAACCACAACAUUUAUUCAUGCAGUAUAUACUUUUUUUCUUACUACAGUACUAUAGUUAUCUGUAAUAUCUACAGUAUACUUCAGUAAAUAUUACAGUAGAUGCUACAGUAAAGUCCACAAAAACCCUACAGUGAAUACUAUAGUAUUUUUACCAUAGUGUACAAUACCUGAUUGUUUCCCAGACUGCUGUUCCUCUGCCUGUUCCCUGAGCUCUAAUCUUAGUAAGCGUUUUGACCUUCUCACUUUCAUAUACAACUUGACAUUCCUAAAGAACUUGGCCACUCUGUGGGAAGUCUGGCUGGGCGGAUUCAACUGGGAAUUGGCAGCGGUUUGGCGGCCAAUGGCUUUCCCCCUCCCAACAUCUAUCCCAUCCUUAGCUGUACUUCAUGUGGAGGAGGGCAUUGUUUGUAAAAACAGGAUUGGGGAAAUUCAUUUUUGUCUGUUUAGAAAUAUGGACUUUGCCAAUGAGGACUGAACCCCCUAUCCCCCAAACCCCAUCUACCACAGAGCUCUAUGUGACUUUAAGAGAGGAAAGGAGAUUAAAUGACACAAACAUACUGUCAAAGCUAAUUCAUAAUUACCGUUCUCAUUACCAGCCACCUUUAAUAUUCUCUUAGGAUAAUUAAGACAUUUUCUAAAGGCACAUGCAGCUGUUUACCACUUUGGUGUGGACCAAGUCCGCAUUCCUGUGAAACAUUCCUCCAGGAUGGUUGAAUAACUCAAGUCACAUUCCUUUUCUGCUCAUGAUGAGAUUAAGAGUACACAAGCUGUGCCAGUCACAUGCACUUUGGCAAAUCAAAUAAUCCAGUCAAUUGUGAAAGGGCACAGGUAACAGCCCUGGCUGGCCCCCUCUCUGGCUUUGACUGGAUACUCCCUCCUCCUAGUCCCCUGGACAUUCAACUCCUGCUUUGACCGACACACUCACAGAAAUGUACUAAAACAAACCAUUUUUUUUUAGAAUAGCAAAUAUGAAACAUCUGUGUAGCACUCGUAGUUGACAUUUAACACAAUCUAUUUUGGGCUGAAUUCUAACUUGAGAUAUGUUUGCAUAACUCCCUUUAACAUCAGUGUGUGAUUGUUCUGCUAGAGUUGGAGUGAGUUAGGUAUGCAUAUUUCAAGUCAGUGUUUAGUCCGUAGUCGCGUAUACAUGGACAUGAUACAGUAGACGGGUAGAUUGUGAAUUGUUUGAUUAUAAAAAGUAUGUUUUAUACUAAAACAAGAACAAUGUUCAGUGGUAGUUAAAGCAAGAGAUCUGCGGAAGUCAGUGUAUUUUUUAUUUACUGGUUUCCUUCUGUUGUUUUUGGUUGUGUUAUAUUGUAUUGAUUUCUUUCAACAAAAUGCAGUGUUUUGCGCCCAGCUAAGUAAGGAAUUCUGUAUAUUAAAUUAGGAAAAAAUUCCAAUAAAUUUCCUCGAUUUAAUAAUUGUAUAAAAGAGGUUGAAACUCAACUGAGUGGAUUUAAGUUAGUAGACAGAGAGAGAGAGAGAGAGAGAGAGAGAGAGAGAGAGAGAGAGAGAGAGAGAGAGAGAGAGAGAGAGAGAGAGAGAGAGAGAGAGAGAGAGAGAGAGAGUCUCUGACCAAUGUGUUUUGAUGGUGACCAGAUGGAACCUAUUAUACCACACCUGUGCAGCCAGGAGCAUUGGAAGGUGUAUUCCAGCACUUGAUCUUAUGGACUCAUGAUCUGAGUGCAGACCUUACCGUGGACCAUACAUAUCUAUCUGACCUCUGACCUCUCAGUGUGAAACAUUGUCGAGGGGCUCAGCAGCACAGCUUUGAUGCCAUGAAGGAUGGUGACCUCUCCUUUCUGGGAAAGAGGUUAGAAUAGAAUGGUGGACAGACCAGUGUGUUCUCUGGCUAUGUGUGUGUACAGCCAGGCUCCAGUGGAGAACACCUCACUGAAAGUAAUGACUCUGAAGCACUGAACCCAGACUGGUCUAAAAUAUCUGUUUAAAAAUGCCACAUUAUUGUGUAUAUAAAAAAAUGUUUUUUUAAAUGCUUUUAGUGUAUCAAAUCCAUUUCUAACACCUGCGUUAAUCGACAUUUGGAUAUUUAAAUCAUUAUGACUCUUCCUCUCCCCACCUUCUCUCUGACCCCUAACCUGUUUACUUGCUUUAUGGCAUCUGUGUUUUUCUUUUUUCCCUUCCUGUUCCGCAUGUGUGGAUAUUACCAUGGUAUAAUUUAUUCUGCUGUAUGAAGUAUUAGAGUAGUGGGAACUUGUAUUGGUAUUUACUACCUUCAGCCUGUUGGUGUGUUUACUGUAACACUGGCGUAACUGUUAUCAAUUAAAGCUCUAAAACAGA